This is a messenger RNA of Mollisia scopiformis, 411 nucleotides long. RefSeq lists its product as uncharacterized. Lineage: Eukaryota; Fungi; Ascomycota; Leotiomycetes; Helotiales; Mollisiaceae. Bases 1 to 411 code for a protein of 136 amino acids. The transcript has 2 exons. The record is from RefSeq and is a predicted model, not a curated record.
AUGGUGGAUGCCGCUGUUGAUUCCUUCGUUCUGGUGCUGCCGCUUCUCUCCCCGCUGCUCGCGCUCCCCAUUAUCGUCAUCGUCGUCGGCCUCCUCCAGUUCCUGCUCUACCUCCUGCCUUAUCUCAUCUACUGCCGUCUCCUCCUGUUCUUGCUGUCAAUCUCGAGCUUAGUGGUCGAGGGCGACCCAAGGGGACGAGACCGUCGGACGUGGAGGUGUAGUUACGGUCGUGGGUCCUCAUCGCUUGUAUCUGAGGUGUCAUUUGUGUUUAUGCAAUGGUGGGUUUCGCUACUAAUCUCUGUAUGCGUGUCCUGGUGCCUCUGCUUCUCUCGCUGUUUCCCCGACUCGGGCUCGCCGCCCGGUGCCGGGUACGGCGGUGCUUGUCGUGAACCGGAGUCGCUGAAUGCUUGA